AUGUCGAACUUGUCAGUGACGCUCAAGGCUCCUAACGGACGCCAAUAUAUCCAGCCUACAGGGUUGUUCAUCAACAACGAGUUCGUGACCGCCAAAAGCAACAAGACUAUCACUUCAAUCGACCCAGCGACAGAAGCCGAGAUUGUAACAGUGCAGGCGGCUGGACCUGAAGAUGUUGAUCUUGCAGUCCAAGCAGCUCACAAGGCUCUCAAAGAUGCGUCUUGGAAGUUGUUGCCGGCAACAGAUCGAGGGAUACUCAUGACACGCCUUGCGGAUUUGCUUGAGAAGAACAAGGAGCUCCUUGCAACAAUUGAUGCUUGGGACAAUGGCAAAACAUACUCAGAAGCUCUCAACACCGACUUGCCAGAAGCCAUUACCACCAUUCGUUACUACGCUGGAUGGGCAGAUAAGACCUACGGACAGACGAUCAACACUAAUUACCAGAAGUUUGCAUACACUAUUCGGCAGCCCAUCGGUGUUGUGGCUCAGAUCAUUCCAUGGAAUUAUCCCCUGUCUAUGGCUACUUGGAAGCUAGGACCUGCUCUCGCCUGCGGGAAUACAGUCGUAAUCAAGGCCGCAGAACAGACUCCCCUUAGCAUUCUUAUGCUUGGUCAGCUCAUCAAAGAGGCCGGCUUUCCACCUGGCGUCGUCAAUGUCAUCAACGGGUAUGGUGCGGAGGCUGGCCCAGCUAUGGUCGAGCACCCCCUUGUCGACAAGGUCGCUUUUACUGGCUCGACGGCAACAGCACGCCAAAUCAUGAAAAUGGCAUCUGCCACGCUCAAAAAUAUCACAUUGGAGACCCGAGGAAAAUCGCCACUGAUCGUCUUCAACGACGCUGACAUGGAGCAGGCAGUCAAGUGGAGCCACCUGGGAAUCAUGUCGAACCAAGGACAGAUAUGUACCGCAACUUCACGCAUCUUGGUAGAAGAUGGAGUGUACGACGAGUUCGUGAAGAAGUUUGUUGAGACUGUGAAAGACGUCAGCAAAGCGGGGGAUCAGUGGGACGAUUCUACCUACCAAGGUCCACAAGUUUCACGGCAGCAGUACGAUCGAAUCUUGCAAUACAUCCAGUCUGGAAAAUCAGAGGGAGCGAACGUUGCCGCAGGUGGCGAGACACUGCAAAAAGGUGGCAAAGGAUUCUACAUCUCUCCCACCGUCUUCACCGAAGUAAAGGACUCGAUGAAGAUCUAUCGCGAGGAGAUCUUCGGUCCAGUGGUCGUGAUCUCGAGGUUCUCAGAUGAAGAGGAAGCCAUUCGCAGGGCGAACGACACCACAAACGGAUUAGGAUCUGCCCUCUUCACGCAAAACCUCGAGCGUGCCCAUCGUGUCGCUGCAGAGAUUGAGGCCGGUAUGGUGUGGAUCAACAGCAGCCAGGAUUGUGAUCCGAGAGUUCCUUUUGGAGGUGUAAAAAUGAGCGGCAUUGGUAGAGAGCUAGGAGAAGCUGGCCUGGAGGCGUACUCGCAGAUCAAGGCGGUUCAUGUGAACAUGGGCAACAAGCUAUGA
This is a messenger RNA of Zasmidium cellare ATCC 36951, 1503 nucleotides long. RefSeq lists its product as uncharacterized. The record is from RefSeq and is a predicted model, not a curated record. Bases 1 to 1503 code for a protein of 500 amino acids. Gene Ontology annotation, molecular function: oxidoreductase activity, acting on the aldehyde or oxo group of donors, NAD or NADP as acceptor. The transcript has 5 exons. NCBI's taxonomy places the organism in Eukaryota, Fungi, Ascomycota, Dothideomycetes, Mycosphaerellales, Mycosphaerellaceae.